AUGGCGCGCAAUGCAGAAAAAGCGAUGACUGCUUUGGCCCGGUGGCGUCGAAUGAAAGAAGAAGAAGAGAAGGGUCCAGUUGCAAAGCGUCCCAAUGAUGUCAAUGAAUGUUCUUCAGUUAACGAUGCGGAACGUUAUCGUAGACAAGUCACAAUGGAAAUUUGUAAAAAGAUAACCGCCAUACAAAAUCCAGGCUUGGAAGAAUUUAAAAUCCGCGAUCUGAAUGAUGAAAUUAAUAAAUUGCUACGGGUGAAAUACGCUUGGGAGAAUAGAAUUAAGGUUCUUGGAGGACCGGAUUAUAGGCAUAACACACCUAAAGAACUCGAAAAAGACGGAAAAGAGGUUGCAGGAAAUAGGGGUUACAAAUAUUUUGGAGCAGCAAAGGAUUUGCCAGGUGUUAGAGAACUUUUCGAGAAGGCUGAACCAGAUAUUGCUAGGAAAAGUCGAAUUGAGCUAAUGAAGCGUAUUGGAAUUGAUUAUUAUGGGUAUAUGGAUAACGACGAUGGUCUUCUUCUUCCUUUGGAAGAAGAUGAAGAAGUAAGAGCACGCUCACUGAUUGAAGAGGAUUGGGAGCUCAACAGGGAUGCCUGGAAGGCGAAAAAAGCAUUCGAGGAUGAUUUGGAUAUUUAUAAGAUUGAGGACUCCGAUGAUGAACUGGAUACAAAGGAAUCGAUAUUAGUUGGUGAAGAUGGUCAGCAAACAUUCGUGCAGCACGUUGUUGUACCAUCUCAAAAAGAUAUGGAAACCCUAAUUUUAAUAAGAAAGAAAGCUCAGUUAUAUGAAAAAUUUCUUUCUAAUAUUCCCGACCAAAACAAGUCUUAA
Dracunculus medinensis (Guinea worm) is the source of this 822-nucleotide messenger RNA. NCBI's taxonomy places the organism in Eukaryota, Metazoa, Nematoda, Chromadorea, Rhabditida, Dracunculidae. The record is from the annotation of a GenBank genome assembly.